This is a messenger RNA of Pseudonaja textilis, 1319 nucleotides long. The record is from RefSeq and is a predicted model, not a curated record. Lineage: Eukaryota; Metazoa; Chordata; Lepidosauria; Squamata; Elapidae.
CAGCCGCCACCCCUAAAUCCAAGGAAGCCCCGCACCCUCUUUGUGGGGUGAGGGGGGGCGAGCCGAGGGUCUUCGAGAUGAGCACAGCCCUGCGGUACAAGAGCAAGCUAGUCAACCCAGAAGAAAAGCAGGACCACGAGAAGCAGUAUGUGGGCUUUGCCACUCUGCCCAACCAGGUCCAUCGGAAAUCGGUGAAGAAGGGCUUCGAUUUCACCCUCAUGGUGGCAGGGGAAUCUGGUCUGGGCAAAUCAACCUUGGUGAACAGCCUCUUUCUGACGGAUCUCUACAAAGACCGAAAACUUCUCAACGCUGAGGAAAGAAUAAAUCAGACAGUAGAGAUCGUGAAGCAUACGGUGGACAUCGAAGAGAAAGGGGUCAAGCUGAAGCUGACGAUAGUGGACACGCCAGGCUUCGGAGAUGCUGUCAACAACUCAGAUUGUUGGAAGCCGAUCACCGACUACAUCGAUCAGCAGUUUGAACAGUACUUCCGGGAUGAGAGUGGCCUCAACCGGAAGAAUAUCCAAGACAAUCGAGUUCACUGUUGCCUCUAUUUCAUCUCGCCGUUUGGACACGGAUUAAGGCCGGUUGAUGUGGAAUUCAUGAAGGCGCUCCAUGAAAAAGUGAAUAUUGUUCCCCUCAUUGCGAAAGCCGACUGCCUUGUUCCCUCUGAGAUCAAGAAGCUAAAAGAACGGAUCCGGGAAGAGAUUGAUAAGUUCGGAAUUAAAGUUUACCAGUUUCCCGAAUGUGACUCUGAUGAAGAUGAAGAUUUCAAGCAACAAGACAGAGAACUGAAGGAGAGUGCGCCCUUUGCGGUCAUUGGUAGCAACACGGUGGUGGAAGCCAAGGGGCAGAGGGUCCGAGGAAGACUCUACCCUUGGGGCAUUGUGGAAGUGGAGAACCAAGCACACUGUGACUUUGUGAAGCUACGAAACAUGCUGAUCCGAACCCACAUGCACGACCUGAAAGACGUGACGUGCGACGUCCAUUAUGAGAACUAUCGAGCACAGUGCAUCCAACAGAUGACCAGCAAACUGACUCAGGACAACCGAAUCGAAAGUCCCAUUCCCAUCUUGCCGCUUCCAACCCCGGAUGCCGAAACAGAGAAGCUGAUCAAGAUGAAGGACGAAGAGCUGCGAAGAAUGCAGGAGAUGCUACAGAAAAUGCAACAGCAAAUUCAAGAGCAGUGAGAAGGAGCCAGGACGAAGAGAGCGACGGUGUGCGUGCGCGUGCGUGUAUGUGUGUGUGUGUGUGUGUGUCUGUGCACACCAUGGGGUCCAUCCCGCCUUGGAAAAAAAUCGGCUUCAGGAAACUUUUUCUUA